Messenger RNA from Biomphalaria glabrata, 470 nucleotides. RefSeq lists its product as uncharacterized. The record is from RefSeq and is a predicted model, not a curated record. The transcript is spliced from 4 exons. NCBI's taxonomy places the organism in Eukaryota, Metazoa, Mollusca, Gastropoda, Planorbidae. Gene Ontology annotation, cellular component: respiratory chain complex IV; mitochondrion. The coding region runs from base 147 to 401 and encodes 84 amino acids.
ACGUGUGCACGAAAAUAAAAUAUUUUAAAAUUCACGUGAAAAAAUCUGGCACAUGUUAUAUAUUUUUAUUCUGGCCCAUAGACUACUAGAUUAGACGAGGUGUUCUCUAUUUCCUUUUUGUGGCAAGGUCAUUUAUCACAGUAAAUAUGGAGACUCAGGCACAAAUUGAGCUUAGAAAGAAAGUAUGGGCACCUCCUUUUGAUGCACGUUUUCCAAACCAGAAUCAGACAAGGAAUUGCUGGCAAAACUAUGUUGAUUAUUAUCGCUGCCAGAAAUUGAAAGGAGAAGAUUAUGCUCCAUGUGAAUAUUUCAAGAAAGUUUUCACACAAUUAUGCCCUGGUUUUUGGGUUGAGCAGUGGGAUGACCAGAGAGCUAAUGGUGCCUUUGCUGGGAAAAUAUAGAGGUUACAGGAUGUAGAAACUUCCUUGUUGUUUGUAUCAAUGAAAUAAAUAUUACAUACAAUUAUCUUA